Ziziphus jujuba (common jujube) is the source of this 979-nucleotide messenger RNA. RefSeq lists its product as uncharacterized. Lineage: Eukaryota; Viridiplantae; Streptophyta; Magnoliopsida; Rosales; Rhamnaceae. The transcript has 3 exons. The record is from RefSeq and is a predicted model, not a curated record. The coding region runs from base 48 to 725 and encodes 225 amino acids.
UUGGUAGAGUUCGGAAAUGCGAAAUAAAACUACAUAAACUGCCAAACAUGAUGCAUUUGAUGGAGGAGGAAGAGGAGGAGAGCUCCCAGCAACAGCCACAAACAUUGGUCUUUCCACAUAUGACAUAUUUAGAAGUGGUGGAAUGUGAAGGAUUGAAGAAUCUAGUACCGACCUCCACAUCCUUCCAAAAUUUGAACUCUUUGAUACUGACAUGUUGCCAUGCAAUGCAACAUUUACUAUCUUCCCAAACAGCCAAAAGCAUGACACAACUUAGUUCACUAAUAAUAAGAAAAUGCAAAAGUAUGGAAGAGAUAAUUUCUGAUGCAGGAGUUGAUCAUUCGAAAGGUGGUGAAAUUGUUUUUACUCGGUUAGAUUAUUUGGUGCCUGAACAUUUACCCAGACUCACGAGCUUCUAUUCAGGGAACUAUACAAUGAGCUUUCCAAGUUUAAAAGGCUUGGUAGUCUAUGGGUGCUUUGCGAUGCAAAAUUUCUCUAAACAUGGUAUUAUAAGCACCCCAAAACUGAAACGAAUGUCUAUUAAUCUUAUCUCUCGUAGAAAAUCAGAUUUGGAAUUCAAGUUGAAAUCAGAAUCAGAAACAGAAUCGUCUUCUAAUUGGAUGGAUAGCAUCAUAGCAAAACACUGCAUGAGCCACCACCGCCGUACUGCAUUACAAGAGCUCUCCAACGAAAAAGAUAUCACUCCCUCAAAUCCGUAUCAAGAUUAGGCAUCUUCUCAAAUGCAUAUCUAUUGCGAGCAGUCUCUGCAAGUAAUUUGGUGUCUUGUGUAUGGAUGAUCAGGUACACAGCCGAGGAUAUCUUUGUAGCGGUAAUGGGCUAGAGAUCUCCUUGUGCUAUAAGAUUUUGAGUAAACAAGAGAACAUUUAUGCUUAACUUUUAAGAUUUUUAAGUAAGACUAUUAAUAUUUCAUAUUUUUACCUUUGUAUUCAUCAUGGUUUGUUGUGAUUGGUGAUGUAAUAUU